Molecule: messenger RNA, 1281 nt
Organism: Ectocarpus siliculosus
Lineage: Eukaryota; Phaeophyceae; Ectocarpales; Ectocarpaceae
Source: the annotation of a GenBank genome assembly
AUGGCAGGAGAAAAUAUCGUUCAUCGGAGACGAUGGGCACGCUUCGUACAUCUUCACUACGUAGUUAACGCGGCGCUGGUGCUGAACUAUGGCAUAGUACGGUGGUACAUGUCUGCGCCUCGGCUUACAUCGCAGGCGACUUGGACUGGUUUUUCACAGGAAACGGAGAUUAUCGGUCUCGCCACAGCUACUCUGGUCUCGAAGUACCGCAAAAUGGCGACGUUCGACGAAUUUCUCGCACGGUUUUUCGUCAUCGGAAAGGCUGCUGUGGCAGUCCUCCUGUUUUUCGUGGGCAUCCCCCACAUGGUGUGGUACCUCAUUCUAUGGACAGCUUGUUCGCUGGUGGUGCCGUACCCCCGUUUUGUGUUGCCCUCAGAAGUUUCAACUCUUAACCCGGGAGAGUUCCAGUCCAUGGUGAGAUCAUCGUCAGCACAAGCGCCCGGCGAGCGAGUUGCUUGGUUGGUUAUGUUCCACGCGGACUGGUGCAGCUCGAGCCACAACCUGCAGCCAAUGUUCGGUGCACUUGCGAGGAGGUAUGCGGACAAGAAUCGGCGGUUUGCAGUUGUGGAUAUCGUGGCUCAUCCCGAGACGGCUGAAGACCUUAACAUCAACACGGCCGGGACGAGCAAGCAACUUCCAACUCUGGCACUCUUUGCUUCCGGAAGGGAAGUUUGCAGGCUGCCGACAUUCGCUUCGGAUGGAAGCGUCGUUCGGGCUCGAAUGGAUGAGCGUGGCGUGAUCAACUACUUCGAACUAGACCAAGAGUUCAGGACAACCAGCUACUCUCGCCGAGGGUUAAGAGGGAAAAGGUAGCAGAUGUCCGAGUCAAAUCGCUCUUCACAUUGGCGCACCGUUGCAUGGUGGGGGAGGGGGUGGGGUUGGGCGGUGUAGACGAUUUGACCCCCUCGAACGAAUAGGAACGUGUUAUCGUCGGCCUGUUUCAAGAAUCGAGGGGGGGGGUUAUAGGUGAAACGACCCCCUCUGAGGUUAGUUCGUCGAGUUUGGAAAUCUUGUACCAUGCGGUGUACAAGGGUGUGUAUCACCAGCCGUGCACAUGAACGUCCGGUGAUGGCAGUUCGGACACCAGCAGAUGCCUGCCUGCUGUUUGCCAACGUGCUUGUGCUUGCAAAUGAGCAGGGACUUUGGCUAGGAUAUUAUCCAUCUGAGCCAAAUGGGGCUAUCUCUGCAGUCCCUUGGCAAAUUUUGAGUAGGAUUCAAUCACUUUGUGUUACGAAACCAUGACCGUCGCCUCCGAACGAAGUAAUCACACUCAUUUGGGCC